Drosophila ficusphila is the source of this 5863-nucleotide messenger RNA. RefSeq lists its product as uncharacterized. The transcript has 11 exons. Lineage: Eukaryota; Metazoa; Arthropoda; Insecta; Diptera; Drosophilidae. The record is from RefSeq and is a predicted model, not a curated record. Bases 451 to 3828 code for a protein of 1125 amino acids.
GUGUAUGUGUCUGCAUAUGAAAAAAUCGAUGCCAGACUCCCUGCAAAAACUUCAUUCAGAAAGGAACGGAAAGGAAAGCGAGAGAAAGGAGAGUAGAAGAAGAAGAAGCCAAGCAUCGACGCCGACAGCAGUAAAUUUUACAGCUAGACAAAGUGGCCGUUUUUGCGUGUGUGGGUGGUUAUAACGCCUCGACGUUCCGAUGACGAAUUUAAUGACCUGAAAUCAGAGAAGCAAGAGCAGCGAGGGAAGUCGUGGAAAACCGCCAAUCACUUUCACACAUUGCAUAGAUGAAAAUUGAAACAGCCGACAACAAAGCAACGUCAGCAGCGACGCUGACUGAGGCAGCGACUUCGACGUCAGUGGGCGCUUUGAUUACAUUUUCAUAAUCGACGAAACAUCCGAAAUCCACAGAGCAGGUCUCCCGUCGAUGGUUUCAAUGAGAAUCGCAUAAUGGCAGCGGCACCUGAAUCGUGUGGAGCACGCGAUUCCAACGAACCGGAGAGCGAGGGGGCGUUCGAUCCGGAGGCGGGGCGGUCCCAGGUGGCGAUGACGGACUCCCAGCCCGCAUUGGAUUCCCUGGAGGCGGAGACGGAGGCAGAGGCGGAGGCGGAGGCAGACCCAGAUGCAGAUGCUGCCGCGGCUGGAGCUGACCAACAAAAGCAAAACAUCGAUGAGCAACUGCAGCUUCAGUCGCUGGAGCCCAUCUCCUUGGAUGAUAUACCUGAGCCCAUCAAAGUCCUCGACGAGAUUAUUUCGGAGUUCGAGGAGGCCGCAACCAAGCCAGUGGCCUUGCACAGCAGCAGUGGCGAAAAUCAAUCUGAGGACGAUGGCUACAUGAGCCUGAGUCGCAAAAACAUGUCCAAAAAGGAUUCCGAAGAUGUGCCACAAACACCCAGUACCGACACCGUGCCCGAGGGAAGUUUCAACGAGGUGGAUGGCACGGCUGAGAAUCUAACCAAAUUAUCUGAGGUGGAGCACGGACAGGAAGCGACGACUCCUCUCAUCCAGACAACGCUGCCAAAGGCCCGGGGUUCCAGCUCGACUCCGGCCACCAACUCGAACUACUCGAGUCUGCCGUGUUGCGGGGCUAGGGCAUCGAAUUUGGGCGGAGCUUCCGGUGGGAAUUCCUCAAGUGGGCUGGCAGCCAUUCGGCACCCGGGCAGCUGCAACGGUGGCCGCAACGCACUGGGCAUCGACAUCAGUGCCGUGCACAACGCUGUGCUCCGUGGCAACCUGGCCAAGCUGCCGGAGCCCUUCGUCAACGAACAUCCGGUGACCAUCUACCCGGGCCCAUCCUCUAAGACGGCUGGCGGGGAGGGGGCCCGUGGCAAACGGCUGCUCAGCUCGGUGGAGAAGCACAAGGAGGUGUGCCACAUGCUCAAUCCGCAUUCCAGUAGCUCGACCUCCUCGUCCGGUUCGCAGCACACGUCCAGCGGGGAGGCCUCGCCGGCUGCUUCCCACGUCAACGUGGCGACCUCGAAGUCGGCUGGCAGGGACGAUGACUACUCGGAGGACUCGCUGGAGGAGUCCACCAUCUCCACGGACCUCACGCCCGUCAAGCAAAACGGGGUCGCCUGGGAAAUCCACUUCAAGAGCAACAAGAAGAAGUCCAACUCCAAAAAAACGUCGGGUGCUGCGUCCAAAAAGCAGCAACAGCGUGCCAACAACUUGGACGACUUCAACAACAGCUUCGUAUACAACGAGCACAGCAUGCUGGGCAAGGGAACCUUCAUUAUUCGCCGCUCCACUGCCAAGAAACCGCCGCGAGCUGCUGACGUCUUUUGUAUACCAAAGCCGCCACGUCCCUCGUUGGCCGAGAGAGCAGGGUCCGCAUCCAAAGUGGGAGCUGGCGCGAUCAGCAAUGAGUUCUACACGAGCGACAGCGAGCAGAGCGACGCCGCUCCACUGCCGCCGCCGCCGGCAGCCUCCGAGAUGAACUUUGUUUACAAAGAAUGCGAGGCCAAUGCGGCGCAUACACGCCGCGGACUGGAAAUGGCUGCUGCACACCGGGCUGCCCUUUCGCUGGACAUCGCCGAGGCUCCGGACCAACUGGGCCACUGCAAGCCGGUGAAGAGCAAGACCGCAAUGCUAACCGAGAAGCGCCUGAGCGCCGAGUCCAUGCCGGACAACACCUCCAGCAGCGAGGAGUUUGAUGAGGCGCGUCUCAACGGUAACGGGAGCUACGAGCUGUACACCUACAACGGCAGCGAUCAACGAGUUUCAAACGCCACCACCCCACACACCGAUCUGGCGCCAACUCUGGAGGAGGAUGAGGAGCUGUCCGACUUUAGCUAUGGGUGUGCUCCUCUCACGCAAAUCGAGCACAACAUUAGCGCUCUGUUGCGUGGAGAAAUGCCCAUCGUGGGUCAACCGGCUGGCUGCAAUGGAGGCGGGUCCGCCGGAGCCGCUGCGACGGCUGCCGAGCUGCACGCCAAGCGGGUGCUGGAGUUCAGGCCAGGCGUUCACAAGUCCGAGAGUGCCAAGGAGAUGCUGCUGUCGCAGAUGCCCGGCCUGGGCCCUCUCCCACCGUCGCCGCCGAGCUCCAAUCCGGAUUUGUUUGACUACGAUGCCCCACUGCCGCCAUCGCCAGUGGAGCCGCGCAAACAGCUAGAGCUUCCCGCAGUGGCGUCGACCGGUGCCCCGCCACCGAACCGCGGCACCACCGUGGUGGAGGUGCAUGCCACCGCCUCCGGAGCAGCGGUGCACAGCAGCAACAGCCACACGCGCCGGAGUCGCGACAAUGUCGCCGCCGUGCGCCACUUCACCGACGAGCUGCCGCCUCCACCGGCGCCUGCCCACCAGUCGGCCAGCUUCGUGGAGGGCCUGCCCGGGCCGCCCAUGGUGCCCCCGCAUCGAGCCACUGGAGGCCAUUCGGCCAACACCAUGAAGUCUUGGAGCAUCGACUCGCAGUACCGGAAGAGGUCGCCCAAGCUAUUUGGCCACUACAGCAGCGGGGGCAGUGGGAUCACCACUCCCACCGGUCUGGGCCCGAUGCCCCCGCUGCCGCCACCCCCUCUCGAUGGAAUGGCGGGCGGGUCUGGGUCCUAUCAACGGCGGUAUAUUAAUUAUGGCACCAAGCGCAGCCUGAAGCAGUCCCCGCGCGAGGAGCACCGCCUGCAAACCUCAUGUAGUCUUCCUGAAACGCCAAUCUUUGCCAGAGGCUGUGACAUACCACGUACGCCAUAUCGACGCCAAAACGAGCCACUGCCGGUGGUCAGCGGGUCGCGCACCGCGCCCAGAUCUAGCACAUCGAACAGCAUUAACAUGGGCACUUCCAUUUUGGGGAUUGGAGCCGGCAACUAUGGUACGGCUCAAAUUUGCCGUCAGCGCUCCAUUAAUCAUGCGUUGGCCUCCAACGAGAUGCUUCGUAUGACGGGUGCACCGGCUCGCGGCUGGUAUCCCAAGCAACGAGGCAUGCGUCCGGUCUCCACCGAGAACAUCGACCGCCUGGCGUCCGUGCGAGUGUGGGACAAUCCGGCGGGCAUGUCCGGAACCGGACAGUCCCGCAAGCCACUUACGCUGCCACCAAAUCUUACGCCUUCCUUUUUAAACAAAUCUCCUCGUGAGGCCCUGCGGCGAGUGACCAGUUUGCUGAUAACCAAAAAGAAGAACAGCAAGGAUCGAAAACAUAAGGCAUAUUGCGAUCAACUCAUGGAUGAUAGCAACAGCAAGCACGCCUAUGAAUUCGAGACCGGCUCUACCAAGCGGAAAGAUACCAAUCGCAAGGAUAACGGUGCCUCGGCAGCAGCCACCAAUUCCAAACCCAAAAAGAAGGGCCUAUUCAAAUCCCUUUGGAAACGCACGAAAACCGCCUCGUUGGAUCAGUAGAGAGUUCUCGCCGGCAAGCCUAAGCACUGCCCCAAAUUUCAUGUACACCGUAAGCGUAUAAUAGCAUCGAAGAUGAUAAUAGACCUGCACUUACACUCACGAUUUUCGGGUCGCAAGUUGAGAGUUAACCUUUGCACCCACCCACCCACUCAUCUGCUCAUCCGAUCAGCAAAUCUUUCUCACGCUCGUGUUCGUUCACCUUGAAGACAAUUGAAGCAAUUUUAUAUACACAUCGCAUCGUAUAUUGGUCAUAAAGUAAUGAAAAACUGAAUAAUUCAAAUGCACAAAAGCCGUGAAUCGUAAAGACUGAAAAUGAAAAAAGCGUAAAACAAAGAAAAUUUAACCGAAAUCGAAAAUGUUAUGAACGACAAUGAAAUUAACUGGACACAUGCAAACAAUAUUCCACUCUCGCAAAAAAAAAAAAAACAAUGCAGUUGUAUGGAUCGCACGGCAAUAUUAUAAUGUUCUUGUGUGUGAGCGGUCUCCCCCGACCUUGAAUUUGCCAAACGAAAAUAAUGCAAUUAUUCCAAGGCCGUACAGCCAAAACCUAACCGAAUGCACGCAACAUUGAGCGCAGAAAGAAAUUUACAACUUUUACAAGCACUGAAUUUAUAUAUACGUAUAUAGAUAUGAGCGCUAUAUAUAUAGUUUGGACUAUAACUGAACCGUUUAGGGUUCUAGGCAACAUUACUUACUUUAUGAUGAUGUUUAAUUCUUAAAGCACUUUUUGUGUAGCUGAGAUCUAGGUUUGGGUUAUUGGACAAUUUAUUUUCUAUUUUUUGGAGUACGUCAAGGGACUUAGAGCCGCUGGAUUAUGGGCAUAGUGCAAUUUGAGAGGAGGUAUAGUUAAUUAAAACAUAUAUCUCAGGUCUCUUUUAGCGAAUAUCCGUUGCGUUGCCCCUCCAGUCAUCCCCAGAUAACUCAAUUUAAAACUAGUCGCAGUAAUAAACAAGAAUCUAAACUCUCUAAUAAUGUAUUACAUUUUCAAAAACUGAAAAAGAAUGAAGUUAAGCCCUCCACAUUUCAAAGAAUGUUUGAUAAUAAAACGAAUUCGAAAUUGAUAACAAAUCAAUAUUAUCUUACAAUGCAUAAUGAAUGCUCAAGACAAUUUUACCAGAGAGCAUUUCUCAAAUUUUGAGCGCUAAAAUAGUUGGAAGUCGAAGGAAAACUGCAAUGUAAAACAACAAAACUGUAAACGUUUACUAGUCAUUAAAUAUAAAAAACAACAGAAAAAAUUAUAUAUAUGAAAGAUAACAUAUUUUUUAUUAACACUCACUGAGGCGCCAAGAAUAACAAAUUUGGCAGCGUUUUAUGAGCAGGAGCUGGCCCCCAAGAACAAGUUGAAAGUAUUAUUAACGAAUUAUAUUAUAUGCUAUAGCAAGUUGGUAUUUAUUAUAAUUAAUGAUAUAUGUACAAUUAUUUGAAUUAACAUUAUUGAAUAUAUUUUUUAGAAAAGUAGCAUGAAACAAAAUAAAAUUUAAAAAAACCAAUAAUCCAUGGCCCUUGUAUACUUUUCAGAUAGAUAUCAAUUUAAAAUUGGAUCCUUUGGUAUAGGCGAAACUUAAAUGGUUAUUGAACACAAAAUUAUAAAAUAUUAAAAUCCACAUUUUAGGAGUACUGGGAAUAAAAACUAAAUAAAAAGAUAACUUUUAACAUUCGAGAACUGGAUAUAAUUAUUUCUUUUUCAAGUAAACUGCCAAUAACAUAAUAUUUACUCAAUUAUAAUAUAUAUUUUCAAUAAUCUUUAAACAGACACUCACACAUACUGGAAAGGUAUUUAACUGAAAAAAUGUUAUGUAUUUCUGUGAAAGUCCUGGGAUACCAUUUAGACAUUAUCCAAUUCAUAUGACAAAUUACAAUAAAAAAAACGAACAAAUGAUCUAAAAAAGUUACACCAUUAGCAUACAGACACAGACGGCAAAAAAAAAUAUUAUAUAUAAUUUUUUAGCAAGAAAAAGCAAAUUUUUAAUAUAAAAAUUAAACAAUUGUAUAUGAGGGUAAACCAAAUGGAAUAAAAAGAAGAAUAUUGAAAUAA